AUGCCACCAGCUAGCUCCCUCGCGACACUCAUCAUCCCCGAGCUCCCUGUGUUCCCCUUCCCUCCCCUCCCUCCCAUUGCUGAUCCCGAGCUGGCGCGCCUCGCCGUCACGCACUCGAGCAACCACGCUCUUCCUCGUCGCCCACAUGCACUCGAGCAAGAUCCAGCAGAAAAGAUUGAAGACUAUGAAAAGCUCGAGCACGUCGGCGACGGUCUCCUCGGCGCUGUCGUCACGACGCUCCUGCACGACCUGUACCCCCAGCUCCAGCCUGGGCCUGCCACCAUGCUCAAGGCUCACCUCGUAGCCAAUACCACACUGGCCCAGCUCUGCUCUCGCUACCACAUCACCGACAUGAUUGUAGCCGCCCCGAGCGCACUGUACACCACCCGCGUCCAGGUCAAGACCCGCGGCUCAGUGUUUGAAGCCUACAUUGCCGGCGUGUUCUACGACUUCCUGGCCAGUGAUGUUCCGGGUGUGUACACUGCCCAGGCAGAGUCGGAGACGACCGUCUCCGGUGCCGCUGCGACGGCGGACCCUGAGAGUGUACAUGGCGAGUAUGUCGAGUAUGUCGAGUCAGUUGCUAGUGUCUCUUCUGUCGAUGUGUCGCUGGGGGCCGCUACCAACACCAGCACACUCGAGGACAUGAGCACUGGGAUCAAUGGUGUCGAGAACAAGGGGUCUGAACAGGUCCAAGACGCGACCAGCGAGGGUGACGAGACGGCCAACGGCUCCAGCGAAAAGGCGUCCCCCAACGGCACCACUUCCGUCGAGGACAAGACUGUCGAGACACCACUGGGGCCUACUCGCGAAGACAAGACCCCCGACAGCCACGCAGAACAGUCCCACGGGGUGAUCAGUGACGAAGACGUCGCCGACCUCGCGAUUCCAUUCGCUUCGCCGUGCUUUCCCCCGCCUUGGCCCGAGAAGCAUCUCGGGACACCAACGCCCAGGCGCUCCCGUUCAAUUCGUUCCAGCUCAACCACCGAGGAUGGCCCUGCGGUCCCCUCGGCUUACACCUCUGCGUGGAAACUCGAGCCUCUGGCCCCCCUCCGCCUGCGUCCCAUGCGCACGCGCGGCGAGGCGUACGACUAUAUCGAACGCUGGCUGCGCCCGCUCUUCACUCCCGUCGCACACUUUGCAUUCGCCUGCAUGGAACAAGACCUCAAGAGCUUGCAGAGUAUCGCCGAGGACGAGGGCGGCGUGUCCGCGCACGUGACUGCUGGGUCGACCGGUGCGCUCAACGCAUGGGCGAUGAAGGAGACGGGCCGCAUGCCGUCUUACGCGUGCAGUGCAGCCGGUAUGCGCUGGCGUGGAUCGGUGAGUGUCGUCGACAAGGAGGGUGUCGAGCACUCUGCCGAAGCGGUGAGGGACACCAAGAAGACGGCCACGACGGUGGCGGCCUGGCUGGUGUGCAAGCAGCUCGGCCUCGAGGUCGACGGCGCGUAG
Molecule: messenger RNA, 1446 nt
Organism: Apiotrichum porosum
Lineage: Eukaryota; Fungi; Basidiomycota; Tremellomycetes; Trichosporonales; Trichosporonaceae
Exons: 3
Coding region: 1-1446 (481 amino acids)
Biological process (GO): RNA processing
Molecular function (GO): ribonuclease III activity
Source: RefSeq, a predicted model, not a curated record